Messenger RNA from Fragaria vesca subsp. vesca, 1729 nucleotides. RefSeq lists its product as uncharacterized. The coding region runs from base 185 to 1729 and encodes 514 amino acids. NCBI's taxonomy places the organism in Eukaryota, Viridiplantae, Streptophyta, Magnoliopsida, Rosales, Rosaceae. The transcript is spliced from 2 exons. The record is from RefSeq and is a predicted model, not a curated record.
GGCGCGAACCACUCUUCUCUCGGACGUAAUUCCUGUAGAUCAUUAUGAUGCUCGAGUACAGCAGUGGUCCACUUUGAGUUACUAUAUUUGGUGUGUUUCGUGCAUUGGUGGAUUUGAUUGUUCUCUGUGGUGGACUGGCGGUGUAUACCUAAAGAACCUAGGAAAUUUUGGUUCUAAAUCACUCAUGGAUUGCAAUAAAGAGGAUGCAAUCAAGGCAAUGCAACUUGCCGAAAGAAAGAUGCAGGGUAAUGAUUUUACAGGGGCAAGGAAGAUGGCACAGAAGGCUCAAAGACUCUUCCCAGGGCUUGGGAAUAUUACUCAAUUACUUGCAGUAUGUGACGUUCACUGCUCCGCAGAAAAUAAGCUAGGUGGCUGUGAAAUGGACUGGUAUGGGAUUCUGCAGGUUCAAAGAUUUUCUACCGAGGCAAUCAUCAAUGAAAAAUUCAAAAAACUCAUGCCGUUACUUCAUCCUGAUACCAACAAGUUUGCUGGUGCAGAGGCUGCUUUUAAUUUGAUCAAGGAAGCAAAUGCAGUGCUGGCCGACCCAGGAAAACAGUCUGUUUAUGACACGAAGUGUAGAUAUCUUCUAGGAACUGGUGUAAUGCAAUCAUCAGCUCAUCAGUUUGGUGAAAACUUAUUUCUCAGGAAACACUGUGAUGCCGCACGAAAUGCUCAGAAUAUCCCUCAGUCACAGUAUGCUAGCAUGAAUGCGCAUCAAAAGGGGCAAGCAGACACAUUCAGCAGUUGUUGCCCCUUCUGCAACACAGUGUUUGUUUGCGCUAAAGACUCUUCAGGUCGAGUGUCACAAUGUCAGAGAUGCCGCAAAUUUUUCAUUGCGUCUUUGGUGGAGCUUCCAAGCAAGAAAACGAAGAGGUCCGCGGAUGCCAGUGGGCAGGUGGAAGAAGGGGAAGGAAAAGAGGACAAACAAGUGGAGGGGGUUAACGCCUCAAAAAAGAAGAAACACAAGCGGACCAAGACCACUGAGCCUAUUACUCACUCAGUGGAUGGUCAGGACUCGACUCUCCCGGAUGCUUCUCAUGCUGUAGAGUUGUCAUCUCAGCCCCGCUGCACCAUCCAGCAACUUGCAGAUGAGUUCAAGGUGGAUGCCGGCUUGUUAAAGGAGGUUGCCAAGAUCACCUGUAACUCCACGCAGUACGAGCAACUUGAGCUCAGUCCAGGAUGCUCGCCUGCUGCCUUCAAUCAAAGUAUCUUUACUUCUCUGGUCCAACUGGCCCACAAAAUUUAUGUGGCCAAAGAGUUUGAUGAGGAGGCCAAGCUGAAGGAGCAGCUCCAAAUUGCCAAGGAGAAGGUUACCGAGCUGCAAAGCGAGGUAAAGUCUGUAAAGGCUAAGCUGGAGAAGGAUAAAUCGGCUUUGGAGAUAGAGCGGGCGGGUAGAACUCAAGAGGUCACAGAGCUGAGGAAGAGCUUGGAGGUUGAGGGCGAAAAGGCUAAGGUGGAGCUGGAGGCCCUGCGUAAGCAGCUGGGUGAUGCCCGAGCAUUAGCGCAGCAAGAGAAGGAGAGGGCAGAUAAGGCGGAAGCUGAUCGUGCUACCUUAGAGAGCCCUGGCUGUUGCCGGAAGGCUGUUCAAGAGGCCAUCCAGGAGUAUAAAGAGAAGAUAGAUGCCGGGGAGAGGCCAACUGGGCCCAUGACUGAUUUGUUGGACGAUUUCAUCGACUAUUCAUGCGAAAAGGCAUGUACCAUUCUUGAGCUUGCAGGUUCGUUGAUAUGA